Molecule: messenger RNA, 2841 nt
Organism: Penicillium odoratum
Lineage: Eukaryota; Fungi; Ascomycota; Eurotiomycetes; Eurotiales; Aspergillaceae
Exons: 4
Coding region: 1-2841 (946 amino acids)
Source: RefSeq, a predicted model, not a curated record
AUGAAUUUGGAUGUUGUGGCUGAAGACGUGAGAUCUAUUGGAAAAGCAGGCGCUGGAGGGAUUGAAUUGCUCGGUUAUUACUCAUAUGGAGAUGCUCCUACUUUUGGCGGAUCACUCAUCACGCCAUUGCAAACUGAUUGGACUGUUUUUGGGUUCGGUGGAGCUCCCUGGAAGGAAAUGGUCAAUAAGAUUUUAGAAGUCUCGAAGGAGCAAAGUCUUAUCGUUGACUUUGCCAACGGGCCCAACCAAGGCGCAGGUGUUCCGGCACCAUAUGACAGUGAUGGUCUCCUUUGGAAUCUCGCUGCAUAUAACUCAACAUUUUCCAGUGCCAAAGGCUACAAAGGCACCAUUCCUGGAUGGGGAGCAGGUCGGUUGAUUGCCGCAACGACAGGGACUGUGAAAUCAAGCUCUACAACGGAGAAAAUUCUCUACGAGAGUUCUCUCCAGGAUGUUACAAACAUGGUCAAAUCCGAUGGGAGCCUGAAGAUCAAGGCGACCAGCAAAUCCAAGGCCACCGAGAGUCUUGUCUUUGCUUAUUACCUUGUCCAUUCCCGAUAUCGCGAGGCUCCAAACCCCACUGACCCAUCAAUUGAGACAGCAGUACCACAGUCUCCGGUUACAGACUACUCCCAAAAUGGAUCAUGGGUCGUCGAUCACUGGUCUCCUGCCGGUGCACAGGUUGUGGCUGACUUCUGGAGGCGGUCCAUCUUGGACACUGAGAAUGGUGAACUUAUUCGCGAGGUUGGAAACUAUCUUUGGGAAGAUAGUCAGGAAUUUAGCGCGGAUACAUAUUGGACACCUGACCUGCAAAAGAAAUUCCUCUCCAACCGAGGUUACAACAUCAACAAGUACAUACCGCUGGUGAUCGGGUCUGGGAAAUUUACUCCGAGCAUCACCUACGUCACCGAUGAGAGCGACGCAGGUGCUAGUCACAUGGUUGAUUAUCAGCAAACGUUGACGGAGCUCAAUGCUGAAUACCUCGAAGCUUUAACGAAAUGGAGCAAUGACCUAGGAGUUCAAUUCUCAGCACAAGUGGUAUACAAUUUACCUAUGGACAUGCUUGCCAACGUCCCAUAUGUCAACGCCCCGGAGUGUGAAACACUAGGUUUCAGUGAGAAUAUUGAUGGAUAUAGGCAGUUCAGUGGUCCCGCAAACCUAGCAGGAAAACGUGUCAUCUCAAGCGAAGCCGGUGCACAAAUCUAUGAGGCCUAUCAGGAAUCUAUAUCUGAGCUCCUGUGGACAUUCAAACGUUCCUUUGCUGGUUCUGUCAACAAUUUUAUCAUUCAUGGGUUUCCAAACUCUGGCAACUAUGGAAAUACGACCUGGCCUGGCUUCACAACAUUCAUGUAUCUGUUUUCGGCUAUGCAUGGACCUCGACAGCCGGCCUUUGCUUUCUACUCGGAGUUCCUUAAUUGGGUUUCUCGUAAUCAAUUCAUUCUGCAGACUGGGAUUCCCAGGGUUGAUGUUGCUUUUUGGUCGAAAUCUACGACCUACACUAGUAUACCGACUAGCUAUGUCCCCGUGGAUUUGCAAGAAGCAGGCUAUACUUACGAGUACCUCAGCCCGGACAACUUUGUGCUCCCCGAAGCUUAUGUUUCCGAUGGCACUUUUGCCCCAAAUCGACAGGCAUUCAAGGCCCUAGUCAUUCGGUCCAAUGAGACUCUCACGGCUUUAGGUGUCAAAGAACUCGUUCACUAUGCCCACGCUGGCCUUCCGAUUAUAUUCCCUGGCGGACUACCAUCAAACUUUAGUGGAUACAACCCAACAGCUGCCGCUGAGGCCAUUCAGCUAUUGAACGGGAUAAAGUCAUUGAAGAACGUGCAUUUGGUCAAGUCAGAUGGUCUUGCAUAUACCCUUCAAUCUCUCGAGAUCUUGCCGCGAAGCUCAGUUACGGCAAACGGCACGUGGUAUUCGCUGUGGAGAGAGGACACAGCCAAAGAAAAGCCCUACAUCUACGUAUACAACGACGCCACAGGUCUAUCUUUCAAAGGUGGAAUGACCUCUGGGACCAUAUCAUUUGAAAGUACUGGCGUUCCGUUCCUUUACGAUGCAUGGUCGGGAGACGUCACUCCUAUUUCUUCCUAUAACCAGUCUAAGACACAUACGACAAUCCCUCUCCAAUUAGCCGGUAACCAAUCCGUCAUUAUCGGCUUUGAGAAAAAUACCAACUCAAAUGUCCACAUUCAGGACACCACGAUCCCCGUUCUUCCUACGAGGAGCGACUCCAAGUCUCUGACUGUCUUAAGAUCAUUCGAUGAGGAAUCACGAGAUAUAACCCUCUCAACCGGGAAGAGAAUAUCACUCGCUCCGAUGACAACAAAACCCUUCACGCUAAGCAACUGGACCUUGGAGAUCGAGUCAUGGACGCCGUUACCAGACUUCUACAACGCCGAAGGCUCAACUCGCACCAACGAAACAUUCCACGUUCCGAGUCUCAUUCCUUGGAACCAAAUCUCCCACACGUUGACCAACGUCUCGGGAAUAGGGUACUAUACCACGACCUUUACUUGGCCACCAGCCUCCUCAAGCGUGUCGGGUGCAUUCAUUGAUCUUGGUCCAAUCACCCACACAGCGCGCGUCAUGGUAAACGGGCAACAGUUGCCAUCGCUAGAUAUUUCCUGGGGCCGAACUGACAUUGGGUCUUUCCUUCAACACGGGCAGAAUGUUGUAGACAUUAUUGUCAGUACGACUCUGGGUAACGUGCUACGGACGUAUUGGGAUCGGCUUGAGACGAGCGGAAGACUAGCGUCGGAUGUUGUUACUGAUCCGCCCGCUGUGGAGGAGUAUGGAUUAGUUCAUCCCGUGCAAAUUGUCCCUUACCGCGAAGACAAGGUAGUCUAG